AUGUCCAAGAGAGACGCCUCUGAGAUGUCUGCUGAUGGGGAAUCAGCAGGCAAGAAAGUUAAGGCUGACGACGGUCCAAAUCCAAUUGUGUUUACUUCACCAGGAAGCAGGGCCACUGAUACUCGUAUUAUUGUCUUUAACCAAGAGUUCCAUGUUAGUUCAGACGCCUUGAGAAUCAUGUCGGUCUACUUCAAGAAGUUCCUUGAUCCAAUCAAUCAGCCCUUUCGCAAGCCAGCGUCAGAAAGUUUCAGAUAUGAGUGGUUCACUAAGAUUGAUGACGAUGGUUCUUGGGGACUCUCAAGUGAUCCAAAGGUACGUAGCUAGUUAUUUCUUGACCUCGUCGUUUGCUGAUUUUUUCCGCUUAGGAUCGAAAUUCGUCAACUGAAAGCUUCACAGGAAAUGCAGGUCUUCAUGAAAACUGUUUCCAUAACCUUCUGCGUGCCAUGUUCUGCCGCCAAUCUGUUGUUCGCAACGUUGAGGAGUUGGGAUGCUUAGCCGAAAUGGCGGAUUUCUAUCUUUGCCUACCAGCUGUAUCAAACUCCCUUUACGAAACGACAAUCAACAACCAAGCCUUCAGCAGAAGCAUAGCAAGUAACCCAUGCUUAGCCCUCAACUGUGCUUACCAGCUUCGUCACGCCUUACUCUUCCGAGAAGCAAUGAUCCAUUGCCUCGGUCCUGUGAGCAAACCUAGAUACACAGAGCUUAAAAGCGAUAAGUUGAGAGUCUUGUGCACUUAUCUUGAAUCCAAGAUGACAUUGACGCUUCAUGCCAUCGACAAUCACCUACGCCUCAUCCAAGCAAACAAAGAAGUAUAUGGCGAUGGUGUCUUUAAAUUUUUUUACGCUGCUCUAUCAACCUGCUACCAACCUGGUCCAAAUGGGGAGGAGGGUACCAUGUUCUACCCACAAUAUUAUCGAAGACUCAUCAAUGCCAAUGCUCGAGACAAACUUCCAGACAACCUUAUUGCAUCGCUUCGCCGAGCUUUGGAGCCAAUCAACAAAAACCUUUUGAGACUGGACACAAUGAGAGGCAGUUUUGGCGUCGGUGAUUUUAAAGAUGCUUUCCUAUGUUACGAGGUGUUGGACAGUGAGCUACCUUGGGAUAGAGAGCAGCAAGAUUGGUAAGCUUGUGAGGGAAUGGAGAGCACCGUUUUUGGUAUACUUCUAACUAUUUUACAGGGGAGAUACCAGCUCCUUUGACAAUGGUUUGGUACCACAAAGUAAUUUCGCUGCCUGA
Messenger RNA from Hymenoscyphus albidus, 1236 nucleotides. The record is from the annotation of a GenBank genome assembly. NCBI's taxonomy places the organism in Eukaryota, Fungi, Ascomycota, Leotiomycetes, Helotiales, Helotiaceae.